Messenger RNA from Oryza sativa Japonica Group (Japanese rice), 1379 nucleotides. The record is from RefSeq and is a predicted model, not a curated record. Lineage: Eukaryota; Viridiplantae; Streptophyta; Magnoliopsida; Poales; Poaceae.
CACCAGUGGCGAUCGACCGAUCUCUCUUAACCAAUCAGAUUCAGCGGCGGCUUACUGUGUGUCCGUGGUGUCAUCGUUGCUGGUCGCCUGAUCGAUCCCUGAUGCUACGUGACCAUGACGCAUCCUCUGCUUUCAACCUUUGUUCUUGCGGAUUAAGUUGAUGGGAUGCGACAUCGUGUUAUCUUCACUAAAAAGAACACAACCUUGGUUUGAUUGCUUAAUUAAUUUCCAAAUGCGCAAUCAUGCACCGGCAGCAUCGCAGAAAUGUCGAAGGCAGGCACAGGAGGGCUAGGGACAAGUCGCCCUGCAAAAUGCUAAUUUUUCAGGUAGUGCGAUAGCCAUUUCUUCUUCUUGCAGCACAAGAUGAUCUCACCGAGCUUCUUGGAGAGUAAGAAACUGUGAUUCUAUAAAUUCAGCUAAUCCAUCGAGGCACAGCACCAAGAAUUUCGAAGCAGCUGAGCUAAAAAUGGAGAUCAGCAGCAGCAGCAAGAAGCAUUUCAUCCUGGUCCACGGCCUCUGCCACGGCGCGUGGUGCUGGUACAGGGUGGUCGCCGCGCUGCGCGCCGCGGGGCACCGCGCGACGGCGCUCGACAUGGCCGCGUCGGGCGCGCACCCGGCGCGCGUCGACGAGGUGGGCACCUUCGAGGAGUACUCGCGGCCGCUGCUCGACGCCGUGGCCGCGGCGGCGGCGCCCGGCGAGCGGCUGGUCCUCGUCGGGCACAGCCACGGCGGCCUCAGCGUCGCGCUCGCCAUGGAGAGGUUCCCGGACAAGGUCGCCGCCGCCGUGUUCGUCGCCGCCGCGAUGCCGUGCGUCGGCAAGCACAUGGGCGUCCCGACCGAGGAGUUCAUGAGAAGAACUGCACCUGAAGGAUUACUUAUGGAUUGCGAAAUGGUGGCCAUAAACAAUAGCCAGGGCUCAGGAGUUGCAAUCAAUUUGGGACCAACCUUCUUGGCACAAAAAUACUACCAGCAAAGUCCAGCAGAGGAUCUGGCACUGGCGAAGAUGCUGGUGAGACCUGGCAAUCAGUUCAUGGAUGAUCCGGUGAUGAAAGAUGAGAGCUUGCUCACCAAUGGCAACUAUGGAUCGGUGAAGAAGGUGUACGUGAUCGCCAAGGCUGACAGCUCCAGCACCGAGGAGAUGCAGCGGUGGAUGGUGGCGAUGAGCCCUGGCACGGACGUCGAGGAGAUCGCCGGAGCUGACCACGCCGUCAUGAACUCCAAGCCCAGGGAACUCUGCGACAUUCUGAUCAAGAUAGCCAACAAAUACGAGUAGAAAAAUGCCAGUUUGGAAAUAAUCAGUGCUUCUUCGUCAUGAAGCCUACUUACAGUCCAUCGCUACAAGUAUAAAUAAUAGAAGUUUGGUUCUCAUUGCUUUGUUU